Messenger RNA from Callithrix jacchus (white-tufted-ear marmoset), 9755 nucleotides. Lineage: Eukaryota; Metazoa; Chordata; Mammalia; Primates; Cebidae. The record is from RefSeq and is a predicted model, not a curated record.
CUAGGGGAAGAAGACAGAUUUUCAGACGGUGGGGACUUAGAACUACGCUGGGAAAUGGGCGUGGUUCAGAGCCAGGGGGUGGGUGGAGCUUCAGUGUGAGACCGGAGCUGGAGGUGUGGCUUAACUGGAUGCCCAGAGCGUGUAGGCGGUGCCCUGAGAAGAGGCGGGCACACAAAGCGCAGGCGCACCUGGCACAGCUCUCCCACCGGAAGCGGCCGAGCUUUCACCGUUCGCGUUUCCGAGUCAGUGCGCAAGCGCACUUCCCCCUUCCUGCUCCCCGCCACCGCCUUCUCUUUCCGAUCCUCCACGCCGGCGCCUCGGGAACGGGCGCGACUUCCGCUUCCGGUCGAGCGGCGCGGGGCUGCGGGGAGGGGGAAGGGGGCGGCACUUCCGGUCGGGCCCUCGGGUCUCCCCGGAGCGGCGGCGCCUCCUCCGCCUCCUCGGCCUCCUCCCGGCGGAGACCCCGGCGCCGGUCAGCCUCCAGAUGCCAUCAGCGUUGCCCCUCCCCGUGUCGGGCAUCUGCUCGUGGACCCUCUUCUUCAGUGUCCUCUACAGAAUUCUCCCCAGAGUGUUGCCUUAGCGAUUUGCAGCAGAACUGCCCCCGUUAUCUCUGUUCAUACACAGCAACAGCCCCCAAUGAUCCUGGCCACCUCCCGCUCCAGCCGAACGCCUUUUCGUGGGUGUGAAAAUACUUUCUAUUCUGGUCAGCACAAGAAUGCCUUUUUCCCUUCUGUAGAUCCCCCAGUGAUUCCCCUUAAGAAUACACCCCCCUUUGAAAGACACCUCCCCUCGCGGCGGGACAGCUCCCUCUAGAGUUCUUUCAUACCCACAUCCUCUUCCCAUUCAGGUAGAAAUAUCUGCCUGCUUAGCUCUCGGCUCCCGUGAAAUACUCCUGUACCUCCUCUCACCCCACCCUCGUCAUGGUCAGCCCCUGUCUUCAUUACUUCUGCCACAGAAGUGUCCCGCAGUGAGGCCGCGAGGCCUUUCCUCCCAGGGUGUUACUCACCCUCUUCCCAUGGCAUGAACGAGGCUUGCCCUGACCUGCAACUUCUUACCCAGCUCUCUGCCCUCGUCCUGGACUCUCUAGGGAAGACCCUUGACUUAACUAGGGUGUGACUUAUUUCGUCUUGGGCGUGCAUUCUUCAUUGAAUGAACAUUGGCCAUUCUAGCUCAAGGGCAUGAAGGGGAGAGGUGCCCAGCCUUCUCAUUGUGCAGGGUUUUAGUCUAGUCGGUCAGAAACAAAUCAACAAAGAUAUGUGGGGUUUUGUGGGUUCUCUCAGAGGCGGAUGAACUACUUUAGAGGUGAAACCUGAAUUACAAGAGGCAGUUAAGCCAUCCAGAGAUCUGGGUGAACAGGCAGCAGGAGCAGCAAGUGAGAAGGGCCUUAUGUGGCUGUGAUCACGGGGAGUGGGGGAGCAGCGGGGGAGGCUGGCAAUUUGAAGGGAAGAACAAGAGGAAGGAAGGUUUGGUCUCAAAAGGCUUUGGAGGUGAGGGCACUGGGAUACAUUAUCUAGCCUUUUUCAGCUUUACCAAGCCCAGAAUGUUCUUCUUUCAUUUAUAUGUUCACUCAUAAACACUUGUUGAACACCUGUUUAAUGAGCACCUACUUUACAUUGGGGGUGCAACAGAGAACAGAAUACACAAGAAUCCCUGUCCUCAUAGGGUGGAUAUGCUAGUUGAGGGGACAGAUGAUUAAAACACAAAACACAGGCCAGGCGAAGUGGCUCAUGCCUGUAAUCCCACCAGUUGGGAAGGCCAGUGUGGGAGGAGCGGUGGAGGCCAGGAGUUGAAGACCAACCCCUGGCAACAUAGACCCUGUCUUUACAGAAAUAAUAAUAAUUAAAAAGCUAGGUGUGGGUGGUAUGCACCUGUAGUCUCAGCUGUUCAGGGGGCUGCGGUGGGAGGACUGCUUGUGCCCAGGAGUUCGAGGCUGCAGUGAAAAGAAAAUAAAAACCAAGAGCAUAUUUGUGUGUUAAAAGUAAAAUAUCAGGGGGUAAAGAGAUGGAGACGGGGAGCAGGGGCAUCAGGGUGGCCUCUCCCAGGAUAUUCCUAUGUCUUGUCAUCUUGUCCUUCCCAAAACCCACACACCAAAAAGUUGUACAAGGGUAUCAAUUCCCCUUCUCCGGGACAACUGUGGCCCACUGGGAGGCUGCUCUUAAAAGCUCCCCAGCCCCAGGAGUCAAGUGAUUAGGAGGAUGAGCCCUGGGUUCCAACAGGAUUCACGGCUUUGAGCACACCACUCCCUCCUUUCCUAGUCUCAUUCGUUCACUUCUUCAAACAAAAAUGUGUCAAGCCAGAAACAGUUGUUAAGUCCCGGGGACAGAACAGUGAACAAGAGAGAAAAAUCCUUGCCUUUGUGAAGCCGAUCUGGUUGGGGAGGGCAGCAAAAUCAAGGCAGAGAAGUCAACUACAUAAUGUCGUGAAUGAGGAUGAGCAGGAAGGAGAGAAAUGAAUAGGGUAGGGGAGAUCCAGAUGUGGGCCUGGGUGACAGGUAACUGGUUACUGAGAGGCUCAUUGAGAAGACAGCUGAGCAAUGAUGGGAAGGAGGUGAAAGGGUGAGCGAGGUGGAUGCCUGAGAGUCAGUAUUACAGGCAGAAGCAACAGCCAGUGCAAAGGCCCUGGGGCAGUAAUGGAGUGGGUAUAUUGGAAUAGCAGCCAGGAGACUGUGGGGACUGUGUAGGUCAUUGUAAAGACUGUGGCUUUUGAGCAAGAUGGGAUUGCUGUUUGAUUUUAGACAGAGGAUAGACAUGGUUUGGCUAUAGUCCUCCUGUCGGUAAAAUGGGAAUAAUAUUAAUACUUACAAGUUCGUUGUGAAGUUUGAAUGAAACAAGCCACAUUAGGUACCUAAGCACAAUGUUUGUUAGAGUUCAGCAAACUUGUCCUGGUCUUGGGUCAAGCCAAGAGACUUGGGAAUAGGUGGCAGGAAGGUGGGUGGAGCAAUGCAUGUAUCCAGUAUGAAGUGGGAUGGGCUCCUCCUUCAUUUUGGAGGGAGAAAUAUUGAAAGGCAGCAUGAGAUGGACUCUGGAGCCUUGCUGCCUUUCUUCAACCACUGGUUCUGCCACGAGUUCACAGUGUGGCUUGGGAAGUUUGUUUAUUGAUUCAUUGAUUGACUGAGACAGUCUUGCAGUGGGGCUAGAGUGCAGUGGUGCUAUCUCAGCUCGCUGCAACCUCUGCCUUCCAGGUUCAAACUAUUCUCCCGCGUCGGCCUCCUGAGUAGCUGGGAUUACAGGCGCACACCACCACACCAGCUAAUUUUUUGUAUUUUUAGUAGAGAUGGGGUUUCACUCUGUUGGCCAGACUGGUCUUGAACUCCUGACCUCAUGAUCUGCUCACCUCACCCUCCGAAAGUGCUGGGAUUAUAGGUGUGAGCCCGGCCCUUAUUUAUUUUUGAGAGAUGGAAUCUCACUCUGUUGCUCAGCCUGGAGUGCAUGGAGUGAGCCCACUGCAACCUCUGCCUCCUGGGUUCAAUCGGUUAUCCUGCCUCAGCUUCCCAAGUAGCUGGAACACCAGGCCCAAGUGAUUUUUGUAUUUUUAGUGGAGAUGGGGUUUCACUAUAUGUUGGCCAGGCUGGUCUCCAACUUCCGACAUCAGGUGAUCCACCCGCCUCAGCCUCCGGAGGUGCUGGGAUUACAGGCCUGAGCCACUGCACCCGGCCUGACUUUGGAAGUUUAAUUUAUGUCUCUGGCUGUCAGUCUCUUCCUUCGUAUUUCAGAGUCAGUAAUUGUAACCAUCUCCUAUGGUUAGUGGGAGGACUGGUUGAGUAAACACAGGUAAGAGCCAGAAGAGUACUGGGCAGUAGAAAGCACUCAGCCAGUGUCAUAUGUCGCUUUAUGUUUGUCUCUUAUUAACAAACUAGAAGUUUGUCACAAGGCAGCUUUGUUGCAGCAGAACGGCCCAUCGUGCUUCUCUCCACAUAAAACCCUCCUAUGACAUCCCCACUUAAAGACACCAGUUUAGGCCUGGUGGUUCAGGCCUGUAAUUCCAACACUUAGCACUUUGGGAGGGCGAGGUGGGUGGAUCACAAGGUCAGGAGUUCAAGACCAUCCAGGCAAAUGUGGUGAAACCCCGUCUCUACUAAAAAUACAAAAUUAGCUGGGCAUAAUGACAUAUGCCUGUAAUCCCAGCUGCUAAGGACCUGAGGCAGGAGAAUCGUUCAAAUCCCAGAGGCAGAAGUUGCAGUGAGCCUGGGUGACAGAGAAGACUCCAUUUCAAAAAAAAACAAAAAACACCAGUUUAGGCUUGAGUCGUAUGAAAGAGGAAACGUCUCUGGUUUCCUAGUGGAAAUUAUGAGCCUGACCGAUCCUGUCCACCGCUGAUGUAUCCCUCCAACAUACACACCCUGCCCUCAGUGACCUUCCCUGUAACAUCAUUUCCCAGGAACUCCUGGGGUCACUGAGCUCCAUUUAUGCUAAAUGUCCCCCUCCGUUCCUCUGGGAGUUUGGUCAGCUUAGUCUAAUCCUUUCAUUCCACGAAUAUCAAGAUAGACAUUCCCAGCUAUGCAUUUCCCUCUGAGCACUGCUUUGGCUGUACCUCCUCAGCUUUGGCAUAUUGUGUUUUCAUUUUCAUUAAUUACUAAGCAUUUUCUCUUUUUUUGAGACAGGGUUUUGCUCUUGUCACCCAGGCUGGAGUGCAGUGGCACAGGCUCAGCUCACUCCAACCUCUGCCUCCCAAGUUCAAGCGAUUCUCCUGCCUCAGCUUCCCAAGUAGCUGGGAUCACAGACAUGUGCCACCACGCCUGGCUAAUUUUUGUAUUUUUAUUAGAGAUGGGGUUUCGCCAUGUUGGCCAGGCUGGUCUUGAACUCCUAACCUCAGGUGAUCCUCCUGCCUCAGCCUGCCAAAGUGCUGGGAUUACAGGCGUGACCCACUGUGCCCAGCCAGCAUUUUCUAAUGUAUGAUUUCUUUGUGGACCCACUGGCGAUUUAGGAAAGCGGUGUUUCAUUUUCACAUAUCAGUAAAUAUUUGUCAAGCACCCACACUGUGCCACGUGCUACGCUAAGUGCUGGGGUCACAGAGGCGAGCUAGACAGGCCAAGUCCUUGCUUUCCUAGAGAGAGGCCAAACAGUAAACACACAGAAAAGGAGUAUCAAUAAGUUGCUAGUAAUAACUAUGAUGAAUAACCUACAGCUGAUGAGGGGCUACAGGUGAUGGGGUGGGGAGUGCUGAAUAGAGACCCAGGGAGGCUCCUGUGGGAGCCUUGUUGAAAUCUGGGGAAGAACAUUCCAAGCAGAGGAGAGUGUAACCACCACCAUCUCCUACCAGGCCCCUUGUAUAGACACCCCUCAUAGCCCAGAGGACACCUCUCAAUAAAGCUCUUAUCCUGAUAGUUCCACCCUCACCGUCCUUCACUCUGGGAACAACCCCAGGUGAAACACCGCCGUGGGGGCAGGGGUGGGAAUGGGGUUCAUGCCCAUUGAUCCAGACUCUUACCCUGUGACUACUGGCAACUCACUUUGCCUCUCCGUGCCUUCAUUUUCUAAUUUAUCCAGUGGUGGUAACAGCUGCUCCUAUUUUUUAGCUUCCAGGCUGUGGCACCCUAGGGUUGCUGUGGUGCCUGGGGGCUGCUCAGCUGCUCCUAUUUCUUAGAGUUGUGGGGAGUCAGUGAAUUAAUACGUGUAAUGUUCUUAGAACAGUGGCUGGCCUCUAGGAAAUGCCCAGUGGUAGCUGUGAUUGAUGGUGCUCUGAUGGAGGCAAGCUAGGUCCGUGGCUUCUUUCCCCAAACACUCUUCCCUUCCUCCCCAUAGCACCCUAAGUCACCCCCUGCUCCCUGCAUCCUUACAGCCUGCACUUUCCUCCGUGUCCAGUUAGCCCCCUCCAGAGCUGUCUCCCCAACUUAGGUUCCACCUACAGCCUUCCAAUUACCACCCUAGCCACGCCUGUCCUUUUUCCGGAGAUCGGAUUAGACAGAGGGAGUGUGAAGGGCAUGGGAUGUUGAGUCUUGUCCAAAGAUAAGGACAGCCAGAGCUGGAGACUAAAAAUAUCUCACUCCAGGAUGGCGUUUGGAGUGGAAGAGACACUCACCCCUCACCUGUGGGAGGAGAGAGCAGCCCGAUGGAUAGAGGAUAAAGGGCCCAGGCCUGGGGUCUCGCGUCUCCUAAUUGCCGGAGAUGGAGGCGAACCCAGUGGGCAGCGGCGCCGGGGGAGGCGGGAGCAGCGGCCUUGGGGGUGAGGACGGGGUGCACUUCCAGAGCUACCCCUUCGACUUCCUGGAAUUCCUCAACCACCAGCGCUUCGAGCCCAUGGAACUGUAUGGGGAACAUGCCAAGGCGGUGGCGGCCCUGCCCUGCGCCCCCGGCCCCCCACCGCAGCCCCCGCCGCAGCCCCCACCCCCGCAGUAUGACUACCCGCCCCAGUCCACCUUCAAGCCCAAGGCGGAGGUGCCCUCCUCGUCCUCCUCCUCCUCUUCCUCCUCUUCGUCUUCCUCGUCAUCCUCGUCUUCGUCCUCUUCCUCUUCUCAAGCCAAGAAGCCCGAUCCGCCCCUGCCGCCCGCCUUCGGGGCGCCCCCUCCUCCCCUCUUUGACGCUGCUUUCCCCACCCCCCAGUGGGGCAUCGUGGACCUCUCGGGACACCAGCACUUGUUCGGGAACCUGAAGCGAGGAGGGCCCGCGUCAGGGCCGGGGGUGACGCCCGGGCUGGGCCCUCCUGCGGGGGCCCCAGGGCCACUUCCCACCCCCUCACAGACCCCACCGGGACCCCCCGCGGUAGCGGCCUGCGACCCCACCAAGGACGACAAGGGCUACUUCCGGAGGCUGAAGUACCUGAUGGAGCGGCGCUUCCCCUGCGGCGUGUGCCAGAAGUCCUUCAAGCAGUCCUCGCACCUGGUCCAGCACAUGCUGGUGCACUCGGGAGAGCGGCCUUACGAGUGCGGGGUCUGCGGCCGCACCUACAACCACGUGUCCAGCCUCAUCCGCCACCGCCGCUGCCACAAGGACGUGCCCCCGGCCGCGGGGGGCCCGCCCCAGCCCGGCCCCCAGCUUCCGCAGCUGGGCCUCCCGGCGCCCGCUGCCAGCACUGCGGCUGCCGCUGCUGCCCCCUCCACCGUGUCCUCGGGUCCUCCCGCCACGCCCACGGCUCCCGCCCCCUCCGCAGACGGGAGCGCUGCCCCAGCUGGUGUUGGGGUGGCCCCUCCCACCACCGGGGGUGGCGACGGCCCGUUCGCCUGCCCGCUCUGCUGGAAGGUUUUCAAGAAGCCCAGUCACCUGCACCAGCACCAGAUCAUCCACACAGGCGAGAAGCCCUUCUCCUGCUCCGUGUGCAGCAAGAGCUUCAACCGCAGGGAGAGCCUGAAGCGCCACGUGAAGACGCACUCCGCGGACCUGCUGCGCCUGCCCUGCGGCAUCUGCGGCAAAGCCUUCCGCGACGCCUCCUACCUCCUCAAGCACCAGGCGGCCCACGCGGGCGCGGGGGGACCUCGGCCCGUGUACCCCUGCGACCUGUGUGGCAAGUCCUACUCGGCGCCGCAGAGCCUGCUCCGCCACAAGGCCGCCCACGCCCCGCCCGCUGCCGCCACCGCCACCGAGGCACCCAAGGACGGGGCUGCCUCCGCUCCGCAGCCCCCGCCCACCUUCCCCCCGGGCCCGUACCUCCUGCCCCCCGACCCUCCCGCCACCGACAGUGAGAAGGCGGCCGCGGCAGCUGCAGCGGUAGUGUACGGCGCCGUGCCGGUCCCCCUCCUAGGUGCCCAUCCGCUGCUGCUCGGUGGCGCGGGGACCAGUGGGGCAGGAGGCUCAGGUGCCAGUGUCCCGGGAAAGACGUUCUGCUGCGGCAUCUGCGGGCGCGGCUUCGGGCGCCGCGAGACCCUGAAGCGCCACGAGCGCAUCCACACGGGCGAGAAGCCCCACCAGUGCCCCGUGUGCGGGAAGCGCUUCCGUGAAUCGUUCCACUUGAGCAAGCACCACGUGGUGCACACGCGCGAGCGGCCAUACAAGUGCGAGCUGUGCGGCAAGGUCUUCGGCUACCCUCAGAGCCUCACCCGCCACCGCCAGGUGCACCGGCUCCAGCUGCCCUGCGCCCUGGCCGGGGCCGCGGGCCUCCCCUCCACCCAGGGCGCUCCGGGGGCCUGUGGGCCGGGGGCCUCGGGCGCGUCCGCAGGGCCUGCCGAUGGGCUGAGCUACGCCUGCUCGGACUGCGGGGAGCACUUCCCGGAUCUCUUUCACGUCAUGAGCCACAAGGAGGCCCACAUGGCAGAGAAGCCAUACGGCUGCGACGCCUGCGGCAAGACCUUCGGCUUCAUCGAGAACCUCAUGUGGCACAAGCUGGUCCACCAGGCCGCCCCCGAGCGCCUGCUCCCGCCCACACCCGGCGGCACGCAGCCCCCAGACGGCUCCAGCGGCACGGAUGCGGCCAGCGUGCUGGACAACGGGCUGGCAGGGGAGGUGGGGGCAGCUGUGGCGGCGCUAGCUGGGGUAUCCGGAGGCGAGGACGCAGGCGGGGCGGCAGUGGCGGGGGCCGGCGGGGGUGCCAGUUCAGGCCCGGAGCGCUUCAGCUGUGCCACGUGCGGCCAGAGUUUCAAGCACUUCCUGGGUCUGGUGACUCACAAGUACGUGCACCUGGUGCGACGGACCCUGGGCUGCGGCCUCUGCGGCCAGAGCUUCGCGGGCGCCUACGACCUACUCCUGCACCGCCGCAGCCAUCGGCAGAAGCGGGGCUUCCGCUGCCCGGUGUGCGGGAAGCGCUUCUGGGAGGCGGCCCUGCUGAUGCGCCACCAGCGCUGCCACACGGAACAGCGGCCGUACCGGUGCGGCGUGUGCGGCCGCGGCUUUCUGCGCUCCUGGUACCUGCGGCAGCACCGCGUGGUGCACACUGGCGAGCGGGCCUUCAAGUGUGGCGUGUGCGCCAAGCGCUUCGCGCAGUCUUCCAGCCUGGCGGAGCACCGGCGGCUGCACGCUGUGGCCCGGCCCCAGCGCUGCAGUGCCUGCGGCAAGACCUUCCGCUACCGCUCCAACCUUCUGGAGCACCAGCGGCUGCACCUGGGCGAGCGCGCCUACCGCUGCGAGCACUGCGGCAAGGGCUUCUUCUAUCUGAGCUCGGUGCUGCGCCACCAGCGCGCCCACGAGCCGCCGCGGCCCGAGCUCCGCUGCCCCGCCUGCCUCAAGGCCUUCAAGGAUCCCGGCUACUUCCGUAAGCACCUGGCUGCCCACCAGGGCGGCCGGCCCUUCCGCUGUUCCUCGUGCGGAGAGGGCUUCGCCAACACCUACGGCCUCAAGAAACACCGCCUGGCGCACAAGGCAGAGAACCUCGGGGGUCCUGGAGCAGGAGCGGGCACCUUGGCCGGGAAAGAUGCGUGACCGAGGGCGUCCCAUCCCACGCCCAUCAGAAGCCCCCUUCUGGACUCCCUCCUCCCAGGGCUCAUCAGACUCUUCCCCCCGCCCCCCGCUGUUGCCCGCUCCUUCAGAACUUCCGACGGACUGGCGACCUUCAGGCGCACGCCCGACAGGCUCAAGACUGAAUCACUCCCAUCCUCAACCUCUCCGCCCUCUCCUCAUCCCAUCAGACACUGAACCCGAUCCUCCGUCCAACCCUCUCUUGUGACCCUCAUCAGCCCCCACCCCAGCAGCGCUCUGCCCCAGUAAACUUUGGCGGAGAUGGGUCUGAACAGCCCCUCCCCGUCCUUUGAAAUCUGGCUGGACAGUGGAGUAUGAGCAGAGUUGGGAGGGCACAAGGGGGUGCUGGGUGCUCUUUGGGGUGGGCGGGUGGGAGGCGGGAUGGCUGACGCGGCUUGUACAAAGCGGAGAAUAAUAAACGUUACCAUGAGGGCC